CUCUCCCUCCGUUCUUGGCCAUUUUGCCGCCCUGCGACCGAGAGCUAACUAGCCAUCGUCCAAGAUUCACAAAAAGGCGAGAAACAAACAGAUCAGAACUUUUUGGCACGUUUUUGUUUGUUUCAUUACAUCCACGAACAAGGGCAGAAGGGGGCGACCGGCCGGUUGGUGCCAUUGUCAUGCAUGUCUCCUCGCCGCUUCUGACGCGUGCGUAGCCAGCGUUCAGGUGCCGUGCUGAUCCGCCGACGAUGCCGGGCAACCACCAGGAGGGCCAAGGGCCGCCGGGCGCCAGCGUGUGCUUGUGGCUGGUGACGGUGCUGCUCCUCCUCUCCCUGCUCGGCGGCGGCGCGUGCCUCGCGGCCUACAUCCUGCUGCCGCCGCACGAGGCGCCGGCCUGGCUCGCCGCCGUCGGCCUGGCGCUCGUCGCGCUUCCGUGGGCGUUUUGGAUCGUCACGUGCGCGUACCGGUGCGCCAAGGUGCGGGCCAACGAGAGCAGAACGAUGGCCGUGGCGCCGGCCUCUGGCAGCAUGUGCUCCCGCUCCGGCUCAUGAGCAAUCACUGCAAGACGCCUUGGCGUGCAGACCAAAUUUCAGUAUUUUAGGAUUGCUGAAGACGCAGAACGACAUGAGGAACUGAAGGAAUUAAAUCUGUUCGUAGCUCAAUCUACAUAUUGAUGUCGAGUGGAGGAUGCCAAAACUCUGGUGCUACAAUGCCCUGUUUUCCAAAGUAGCGAAUGUAUAUAUUUUCCUGAUGAGAUCCUAGCCAACAUUUCUUUCCCUGUACAGUUCUUGUCAAUGUUUUAAGAGUUUGAAGUUGAGCCGAACGUCUUGACUCUUGAGUGGGAAGGAGAUUGUGUUCAGAAAACUGUACAAAUACCUUUUAGCUUGCUGGGUUGCAAACUGUUGCAGUUGGAAGGCCUUGAUCUUUAAACUAUCCGAAGCAGUAUCAUUUAAGGGAUAA
Molecule: messenger RNA, 960 nt
Organism: Zea mays
Lineage: Eukaryota; Viridiplantae; Streptophyta; Magnoliopsida; Poales; Poaceae
Exons: 2
Coding region: 249-551 (100 amino acids)
Source: RefSeq, a predicted model, not a curated record